Messenger RNA from Penicillium subrubescens, 2514 nucleotides. RefSeq names its product beta-glucosidase. The record is from RefSeq and is a predicted model, not a curated record. Gene Ontology annotation, molecular function: beta-glucosidase activity. The coding region runs from base 1 to 2514 and encodes 837 amino acids. Gene Ontology annotation, biological process: glucan catabolic process. The transcript is spliced from 4 exons. NCBI's taxonomy places the organism in Eukaryota, Fungi, Ascomycota, Eurotiomycetes, Eurotiales, Aspergillaceae.
AUGACGUCUACAAUUGACAUCGAGGUUGUGCUAAACACCUUGACACUGGAAGAGAAAGUUUCCCUCUUGUCGGGCCAAAGCCUCUUCGAAACUCGCUCGAUUCCCGGCAAAGUCCCCUAUGUCAAAGUGUCGGACGGACCAAAUGGAGCCCGCGGGGCAAGCUUUGUCGGGACCAAUUCCGCCGCCUGUUUCCCAGCAGCUUGCUGCCUCGCGGCUACUUUCGAUGCAAAUCUUGCACACCAGGUCGGCGAGGCGUUGGGGGAAGAGGCGCAUACUAAAGGGAUUCGCUGCUUGCUUGCACCGACCCUAUGCAACCACCGGCAUCCACUAGGCGGGAGAAAUUUUGAAGCUUUCAGUGAGGAUCCCCUUCUAACUGGCCAACUGGCGACCGAGUUAGUUAGGGGUAUUCAAUCCAAGGGAAUCGCGGCGACUAUCAAGCACUUUGUUGCUAAUGAACAGGAGACGGAACGCAUGCGUGUGAACGCCGUAAUUGACGAAAGAGCCCUUCGUGAGAUAUACCUUCGCCCAUUCGAAAUAGCCAUCAAGGAGGCCAGGCCGUGGGCUGUAAUGACGGCGUACAACAUGCUGAACGGUGAGCAUUGCGACUCAAACGAGUUCCUUCUUCAGAAGGUAUUGCGGGGCGAAUGGGGAUGGGAUGGUUUAGUGAUGAGCGACUGGGGCGGCACCAACUCAUCAGCCGGCUCUUUGAACGCCGGAAUGAAUCUUGAAAUGCCGGGGCCAGGGAGACAUAGAACCGUUUCAGCCGUGCUGAAAGACAUUGAAGAGGGCCGUGUCACCGUCGGUACAGUUGAUGAUUCUGUCCGUGAUCAUCUCAGAUUUCUGGGGCGAGUUGGGGCCUUCACAGACCCUACAGAACAUCCAGAGCAGGCAAUUGAUAGGGUUGAGCAUCGCCAGCUCAUACGCGACGUGGGUGCUCGUGGCUCUGUAUUACUCAAGAAUAACGGAGUCCUGCCACUUUCGAGAGACAAGGUCGCAGGCAAAAGAGUCGCCCUUCUUGGAUUUGCAAAGAAAACAUUGGCUCAUGGUGGAGGAAGUGCUGCCGUCAAGGCCCACUACAAAAUCUCCCCUUGGGCGGCCAUGCAAGAGGCUAUUGGUGACAUUGCAGAGCUGUCAUAUUCGAAAGGCGCGCACACCGAGCGCUUCUUACCUCCGGUAACCGACACGACUGACAUUGGUAUUCUUACUGGCUUGGACGGCACAACAGGCUGGACACAACUGGUAUAUGAUUCAAAGACUCAUGUGCUCGUGUCCACCACCCACGGUCUGCCAAUAUCAAAGCUUGCGCCGUUUGACCCGAGCGGAUAUGGCCACAUUAUAGAGUACGUGGCUGAUUUGGUUCCCAAAGAGUCUGGCUCUCAUUAUUUUGGCACCUCUGGCAUCGGGCCUACGCAGACAUUUGUCAAUGAUGACCUGAUCUAUGAGCAGACGAGCCACACUGCAGACUCAAUGGGAUUUAUAUUUGGUCUUCAAGCAGAAGGUGUGGCUUCGUAUCCUCUGCUUGCAGGUACGAAGUAUCGUUUACGGAUUCGAACUCUGCCCUGUCCGGCGGUUCCUGGACUCCAAAUGCUGACAGGUCGACCUGGGUUCCGAUUCGGAAUGUCAGUUGCCGCACAAUUCGAUGCAGAUCUGCUCUCUGAGGCUAUUGGUUUAGCUCAAGUUGCUGACUUUGCCGUUGUGUUUACUGGUCACACGGAGCAAUGGGAGACAGAAGGCCAAGACCAAGUCUCUUUCAAUUUGCCAAAGGACGGUUCGCAAGACGCUUUAGUGUCGGCAGUGGCUUCUGUGAACUGUAACACCAUCGUCGUCAACUCCACAGGUGUCCCAGUUGCUAUGCCUUGGGUCGAAAAUGUAGCAGCGAUCGUACAGGCUUGGUUCGGUGGUCAAGAGGCUGGGGCAUCAAUUGUGGACAUUCUGACGGGCGCCGUUAAUCCGGAGGGCCGCCUCCCGGUCACUUUUCCUAAGUCUAUUGAGGAUGCUCCUGCAUACGGCAACUUCCCUGGCACUUAUGUCGAAAAUGAUCCCACAGUUUAUUAUGAAGAAGGCAUCUUCGUCGGAUAUCGCCACUAUGACCGUAUCCCAAAGACGAAGGUCAACUUCCCUUUUGGAUAUGGUCUCUCGUACUCAACCUUUGAGUUCGGGGACUUGAAAAUUACUCCAAGGCAUGAUGACUGCUACUCAAUUUGCGUCAGCGUCAAAAAUACCAGCAAACUCGCCGGUGGUACACUGGUUCAGAUAUACGCUGGCUUUACAGGAACGGAUCCGUACCAUCCAAUCAAAGCCCUUGUAGCGUUUGCGAAGGUCAGCUUAGAGCCCGGACAAUCUCGGACCGUGACUGUGUCUGUGCCGACAAGACACCUAGCAUACUUCGACGAGCAAUAUCGGAAGUGGCUCGUCAGGCCAGGGGAAUAUAUGUUUACUCUCGGUGACUCUGUGGCAAAAGCCAUUAAGACCGCUAAGGUUUUUGUGGAGAAAAAGAUUGUCUACGAACUAUAA